GCUUAGGACGCGCGGAGGCAGGCACGCUGCGGGCAGGCCUGGAGGGGGCGGGUCCGUGCGGGCCUCAGUGCCACCCGCCAGGCCUGAGGAGUGGCGAGGGAGGUCACGGUGUGAAGGUGUAUCCGCUACAGCCGCGCCCGUUGCCUCUGCGAGCUGUGAGCGUUGGGAACAACCAUGUCCUACUGCCGGCAGGAAGGGAAGGAUCAGAUCAUAUUUGUGACCAAAGAAGACCAUGAAACUCCUAGCAGUGCAGAGCUGGUGGCUGAUGACCCCAAUGACCCCUAUGAGGAGCACGGGUUGAUACUGCCUAACGGAGAUAUUAACUGGAAUUGCCCAUGUCUUGGGGGAAUGGCCAGCGGCCCCUGUGGGGAGCAGUUCAAGUCUGCCUUUUCCUGCUUCCACUACAGCACAGAGGAUAUCAAAGGAUCAGACUGUAUAGACCAGUUCCGGGCCAUGCAAGAGUGCAUGCAGAAAUACCCAGACCUCUAUCCCCAAGAUGAGGAGGAGGAAGAGGAGACAAAGCCAGUGGAGCAGGUGGAGGAGACAGCUGACAAUAAGGUCUCUGCAGCCAAAGAGCAGGAGGCAAGCUCCUGAAGGCCACAGGCCCUGGCUGCCACUCACCAUGGGACUUUAUAUACAAUGCCUUUUGGUCACCUCUGUGAAAGUUCUUUCCCUCUGUGCACUGUAAUAUACAAAAUAACUUAUUUUAAUGAUCGGGGUCUUGGCCAUAUACACUGAAGAAAAGGGGGUUUGUGCACCUGUGUCCUGCAUAAUCCAGUCCUUAAAUGUUAGGCCACUCCUGGAUGUACUAUUCUGUGAUUGUCCUGGAUUUUGCCACUUUGAAAUAAUGUGCUGAGGCUUCUCAGCAACCAAAAGUUGUUACUCAGGAAAGUUUAUCGUGAGAAAGCUGAUCUAUUCUGAUCCAUUGUAUCCCUUUUGGUAGAUUUUACACCUCUUUGGGAAAUUAAGUAAAUAGAUGCCAAAACUCCUUUAAGUGUGGGUCCAUUCCUACUGGAAGAGGCUGGUGGUCAGGUGCUUGCUGGAGCGCAUGGGGCUGCUGCCUUGUUCCUGACUGCUGAGUUUCUGUGUAUGCAGUCCAGGCUCCAGUGCCUACAGUUGCAGGGUGGGAUUGGACCUUGUGACUCCCAGUCCUUCCUAAGUGAAAGGAGAGGCGGGGUUUCUUGCAGUUUCUUGUUUUGCUAUUCUGAGAGCCCUGGUUUGGGGCCCAUGUUCACUCAGUUGUGAUACUGAGGUGGGGACCUAGCUGCUUCCAGAGCAGAAGCCAACAGAGGAAUGUCUGAAUGAAGUAAUUCAAUUAAAAAGAAACAAUUUCUAUCUGA
Molecule: messenger RNA, 1340 nt
Organism: Grammomys surdaster
Lineage: Eukaryota; Metazoa; Chordata; Mammalia; Rodentia; Muridae
Gene: Chchd4
Product: coiled-coil-helix-coiled-coil-helix domain containing 4
Exons: 3
Coding region: 175-594 (139 amino acids)
Biological process (GO): protein import into mitochondrial intermembrane space
Cellular component (GO): mitochondrial intermembrane space
Molecular function (GO): protein-disulfide reductase activity
Source: RefSeq, a predicted model, not a curated record